AUGGGUCCAAAGAAACAACAAGAAAUAUCGACAAUGCGUCGAUUAUUUGGUUUUGAAUUAGCUGAUUUUCAAUCAUGGUCAAAUUUUGUUAAACUAAUGAAUCGUCCAGAAGAUCCAAGUUCAUUAGCUGCUUUGCGUAUUUUAUUUGGUAUUUUGAUGAUGUUGGAUAUUCCUCAAGAACGUGGUAUGUCUCAUGCUGAUGUUUAUUAUCCGAAUGAAGAUAAAGAAUGUCAAUUUCCAUUAUUCAAUUUUCUUGAACCACUUCGUGCUGAAUACAUGGUUGUCGUAUAUUUCAUUAUGUUUCUCAGUGCUAUUGGUAUCACAUUGGGUUUAUUUUAUCGUUUAGUAACAAUAUGUUUUACAAUAACAUAUUGGUAUGUUUUUUUUCUUGAUAAAACAUCAUGGAAUAAUCAUUCUUAUUUAUAUGGUUUAAUUGGUUUUCAAUUAAUGUUUUCUGAUGCACAUCAUUAUUGGUCAAUUGAUGGAUUAUUUCGAAAGAAAAUUCGAAAUUCACAUGUACCUUUAUGGAAUUAUACAUUAAUUCGAUAUCAAGUAUUUCUUGUUUAUUUUAUUGCUGGUUUGAAAAAAACUGAAUGGGAUUGGGUUGCUGGAUAUUCAAUGGAUUCAUUAGGUGAUCAUUGGGUAUUUUCACCAUUUCGAACAUUUUUGACCAUAGAACAGAUUACUUUAAUUAUUGUACAUGUUUGUGGUCUCUUCUUUGAUUUAUUAGUUGGUUUUGCACUUUUUUUUGAUCGUUCACGACCAAUUGGAAUUUUCUUUUCAGUUACUUUUCAUUUAAUGAAUUCUCAAAUGUUUAGUAUUGGUAUGUUUCCAUAUACAAUGCUUGCGACAAUUCCAAUAUUUUUUCAUAAUGAUUGGUUACGAAAAUUUUUAAAUCGUUUCGUACCAAAAUUUUUAUAUAAAGUAGAACCAGUACAAUAUAGUUCAUCAUGUUUAUAUUCAAAAGAAGAAAUUAAACCAGAAGAAUCAAAAACUCAAUCAUUAAAAUCAGCAAUUGCAAAUGCUAAUUCAAUCAAAAAUGCACCAACUAAACCAACAUUUCGUCAUAAAAUUUUUACAAUUUUUGCACUACUCUAUCUUACUGAACAAGCAUUUUUACCUUAUUCACAUUUUAUUACUAAAGGUUAUAAUAAUUGGACUAAUGGUCUAUAUGGUUAUUCAUGGGAUAUGAUGAUACACAGUUGGCAUACUCAACAUGUAAAAAUAACAUUUAUUGAUAAAACUACUCAAGAACCUCAUUAUUUAAGACCAACAGCAUGGGCAUCAGCAAAACGAUGGAGUUCUCAUGCUGAUAUGAUUGUUCAAUAUGCUCAAUGUAUAAAAGGAAAAUUAAAAGAACAUGGUUAUGAUGAUGUUGAACUUCGUUUUGAUAUAUGGCGUUCAAUGAAUGGACGAUUUAAUCAACGACAAAUUGAUCCACGUAUUGAUUUACUUUCAUCAGAUGUUAAAUGGAGUCCAUUUAAAGAAACACCAUGGUUACAACCAUUAUUAACAAAUUUAAGUGAUUGGAGAACACGUAUGUUACAAAUUGAAAAUGAUUUAUCAAGUAAAGAUCAAAAUGUUCUUGUUACAUUUGUUGCUGAUUUUCCAGGUCUUUUUCUUGAAAAUUAUAUACCACCAGAUUUAAAUACAACUAUUGAAGUACUUGAAGGUGAAGUUAUAGUUGAAUUAAUAAGUUUAAAAAAAAAUAUUACUUUAAAUGUUGGACAAAAUCUAACUGUACCAAAUGGAGAUUAUCAUAAUGUUUAUACAGUUUCAUCAACACCUUCAUGUUAUAUGUAUGUUUAUUUAAAUCAAUCUGAUGCUGAUAUUGUUCAUUUAUGGGAUCGAUUUUAUAAUUUAACAGAUCGUUUACUUAAUGAAACAAUUGAUUAUAAUCGUCCAUUACAUAGUGAUAAAGAAGAAGCUGAUCUUGUUCGUUUAUCAUAUGAAGAUGUUUUUGAAAAAUUACGUAAUAAAACACUUCAUGAAUUAUUAGAACUUCCAAAUGAUUAUAAAAUACAUAAUAAAAAUGAAUCAAAUAUAAAUUGGACUAAUAUUCGUUUACAAUUUGAAACAAGUAUGAAUCGAUCAAUGGUUAAACGUUUAGAUACUAAAGUUAAAUGGCAUGAAAGAAAUCUUCGAAUAUUUAAAUCAUUUAUGAAUAGAAAAAAAAAACAAUUCUUACGAUGUUAUCAAAUUGUCAAAUUGGCUUUUAAGAGUAUUUUCUAUCAAACAGAUUUUUUUCAAUUAGUUGACAAUGAAAUUCGUAAUGUUGAUGAAGAAAGUACAACAAAUGCUAUUAUUACUGAAGAAUCUCCUCCGCAAACUUCAUCAAAAUCAUCAUCUUCUUCAAAGAAAACUUCAUCAAGUGCUAAAACAAAAAAGAAAAAUACAAAAAAAUAA
Rotaria sordida is the source of this 2406-nucleotide messenger RNA. Lineage: Eukaryota; Metazoa; Rotifera; Eurotatoria; Philodinida; Philodinidae. The record is from the annotation of a GenBank genome assembly.